This is a messenger RNA of Pectinophora gossypiella (pink bollworm), 1850 nucleotides long. RefSeq names its product phenoloxidase-activating factor 2-like. NCBI's taxonomy places the organism in Eukaryota, Metazoa, Arthropoda, Insecta, Lepidoptera, Gelechiidae. Gene Ontology annotation, molecular function: serine-type endopeptidase activity. The transcript is spliced from 7 exons. Bases 99 to 1634 code for a protein of 511 amino acids. Gene Ontology annotation, biological process: proteolysis. The record is from RefSeq and is a predicted model, not a curated record.
CUCUCAUGACCGUAUCAGAAUUUAUAACCGUUCACACCGUUGUGGGAAUACUGUGGUGUUCAUGAUUGGGCACGCAGCUGUCGCGUAUCUCGUCCAAUAUGUGCUUGUGGCUGCUGACGGCUUGCUUGGGGAUGCUCCCCACAAACCCACAAACGAACGUUGUGGUGGUAGGAGUUCCGACGCCUAUCCUGACGCCCACGACGACGACUACGACGACGACGACGACGACCACGGCACUACCAGGCACGUUACCUCCCGGUGCGACUCAAGUUCCUACUGCGGCACCUACGGCCGCACCCACAGCCCCUCCACCAACUGCUGCCCCCACAGCAGCCCCUACCGCCGCCCCCACAGCUGCCCCUACGGCGGCGCCUACUGCUGCCCCUACGGCUGCCCCUACAGCUGCCCCUACUGCAGCUCCUACAGCCCCUACGGCGUCCUCAGGCUCGCCCGCGAUCGACCCCAGGCUCGGCACAACUCCAGCGCCAUCCGCAGCCUUGAGAGUCCCGCCCAUAAACGGCUACAGCGCGCAAGGGCCUUCGUAUAAUAUGGCUGUCAAUUUCCCGAGAGAAAAGAGAAGCACGGAGGUCGAUCAGGAAAUAAACGUCAAAGAACUCAUGAGGAAUCUUUUCCGUGACGGCAAACAUGAAAUUCGUAAGAGACAAGCGACGACGUGCACUUGCGUAGCAGCAGGUACUUGCCCCACGAAUACUGGAGGUACUGGAGCUGGUAUGAUUGAUGUCAGAAUUGUAACUCCGGGCGUUGCACAAUGUCCGACUGGUCAAGUGUACUGUUGCACUCCAACGACGGGAACGGGGACGAUGAUAGCGUGCGGCACACUGCAGACCGUGCCAGCAGUCGCUGUGGCACCUACUGCUGGCCAGGCUUCCUUCGGAGAAUUCCCCUGGCAGGCAAUGAUACUGACCAAACAAAACGACUACAUAGCAGGUGGAGUCCUCAUAGAUCAGCUGAAUGUUUUGACGGUGACUCAUCGGCUGACGAAUUAUGUUGUCUCAGGCACUGCGCCGAACCUUAAGGUCCGCCUCGGGGAGUGGGACGCGGCCGGCACUUACGAGCCUGUAGCCUUCCAAGAGUACACAAUAGCGAAGGUGUUCAGCCAUCCGUCGUACAACCCGACAACGCUCCAGUACGACAUCACCGUGCUCCGGCUGUCCACCCCGGUGCCGCUCUCGCCGACCGCGGGGGCUGCGACCACAAUUAAUAGAGCUUGUCUGCCGCCCGCAACUACAACCAACUAUAAUGGACAACGAUGCAUGGUAGCAGGGUGGGGUAAAAACAUGUUCGGGCUGGCGGGCCAGUACCAGCAGAUCCUGAAGAAGGUGGAAGUACCGAUAGUGCCCGCUGCCACGUGUCAGACGCAGCUGCAGACAGCGAGGCUCGGAGCCUCCUACGUGCUAGAUACAACCUCGUUUAUAUGCGCUGGCGGGGAAGCUAAUAAGGAUUCCUGCACUGGCGAUGGCGGUUCUGGCCUCGUGUGCAACGUCUCCGGAAAGUGGGUGGUGGUGGGACUGGUAUCCUGGGGACUCGGCUGUGCCAUGACCAACGUUCCUGCCGCCUAUGUCAACGUGGCCGCGCUCCUGCCCUGGAUACAACAACAAGUCGCUACUGCUUAGCUUCAAUGGAUAAUUGGAUGAGAAUGCUAGACGCCAAUUUCACGGUAUUAAAGGACUAGAAAAUAUAUCUUACAUUUGUGUAACCUAGUCUAAUUUAUUAGGGCUUAUAGAUUAAGUUAUUAGGCUCAUAAAUUAGACUUAUAAGUAAUUCAUCCGAAAAUAGAAAUGGGUUAAUUUUAUAUAUAAAUACAGUCGAACAUUUUUUAAAGAAAUGUU